Molecule: messenger RNA, 1019 nt
Organism: Stegodyphus dumicola
Lineage: Eukaryota; Metazoa; Arthropoda; Arachnida; Araneae; Eresidae
Product: spermatogenesis-associated protein 20
Biological process (GO): carbohydrate metabolic process
Source: RefSeq, a predicted model, not a curated record
AUCAAGAUGGUGCUGAGCCUAAUCCUAAUUCUGUUGCUGUAUGCAACUUAUUACGUCUGUCAAAUAUUUUUGUUGAUCAUAGUUUGCAAGAUAAAGCAGUGAAAAUUUUAUCUUUAUAUAGUCAUAGGAUGACAAUAUUACCUCUAGCUCUUCCUGAAAUGUUGUGUGGUUUGAUGUUUUAUUCUUCUAAUCUUAAACAGGUUAUUGUAACUGGGAACAGAGAUUGUGAAGAUACGCAGAAUUUAUUGAAACAAGUUCACCAGCAUUUUCUUCCAUUUAAAGUGCUUUUACUUGCUAAUAAAGAUUCAAAAGAUUUAUUAUCUGAAAGACUUAAGGCACUGGAACAGCUAAAUGGAUCUGAAUUAUCAGAUUCUGUUGCAUUCGUGUGCCAGAAAAAUUCAUGUUCGCUUCCUGUGUUUUCUCCCAAAGAGUUAGAAAAAUUACUACUUGGUUCACUACAGCAAUCUGUUUGUGAGGCUCAUGCAGCAUGAUUCCCUCUAAGUUGUGGAUGUGUUCUUACUCACGCCUUUAAAAAUUCAGCAUACAAACAAAAUUAACAAGCACACACAAGCAUGAAAUUUAUCAAAAUAAUAUUAAUAAUUAUAUUUUUUCAUGUUACAUAUUAGUCAGUAUUUUAAAAAAGUGUGUCUGUGUUGUGUCAUAAAACUGUAGGAAGUGGUGCUGUCUCCUAAAGUAAGUAAAGUUCGCAUUGUUAAACAGCGACUAGCACAUGAUACGUUGCCCGCAAGUAUAGCUAAAAGUAUCAUGUGUUUAUGCACUGCACUGAAUGUUCAUAUAAAUAUAUAUAAUCUUGUAAAAAGAAGAAAGACAGCAAAUGAUUUUGAAAUCAAGUGGCUUAAUGACAUAGUUGAUAUAGAAGCACCAAAUAGUAAAAAUAAAUUACGAGCUCCAUUUAUAGGAAAUAUUUUUAUACAUCAAAGAAAAUGGAAUUAUUUGUAUUUACUGUCGUGAUAGACAUGGAAAAAAUGAUUUUGUUAGAUGAAAAAAAUAAACAGGUA